CGCCGGCGGUAUGGAGUUAUCCUCGCUCAUCAGGAAGCUCGGUCAUGAGCUGACAGAGAUAAGAGAGCGAUCUCUGAAGAAUAUUCUGUUUAAACUAGAUCAUAAUUUGAUUUCAUAUGCUGAUCUUGUCCACGAAAAACUGCUUUUCCUUAAUCUUUUGGAGUGGUUCAAUUUUCCAGUGGUACCAAUGAAGGAGGAAGUACUAAAUUUCACGAACAAUUUGAUUAAGCAUCCAUCUGCUGCCCAGCAAAUGAUUGGAAUUGGUGCAGUGGAGUUCUUCUCACAGCUUCGCCCCAAUGUGGAACCAAAUUUGCAGGCUCUAAUUGAUGGGAUUGUAGAUGGACUAUUCUUGCUUCCUUCUGGAAUUCCUUCUAAUUAUCUAUCAGGGUGUUAUCAGACUCAACCUCAGCCUUCAGUAGAUCAUUCAGAAGAGUUAUUUGCUGGAUACUUCUGUCAAGAUAGAAGUCACAUGCAACAGUUCGAAAUACCUCCCAAAAGAACAAUUGGUAUGUGUGUAAAAUGUUUGAAGUUUUCUACAUUUCCUUGGCUAACUCUGACUUCAACAGACAGACAUGUUCUUUCAUCGAAUGAAAGCUCUUUGAGAAGUAACAACCACAGUUUAAUUUGGAGUACGUGUGAGCUUCUCCAGGAUGUUAUUAUGCAAGAUUUUCCUGCUGAGAUCUUCCUUCAAAGACCAAAGGUUGUACAGAGCCUUUUAUCUCUGCUAAAACUAGCUUUUGGAGGAGAUGGAAGACAUCGCUUAGCUUUGCAGGCUGUGUCAUGCAUGCAACAGUUAUGCAUCUUUUUAAGGAGUAGACUCAACUUUCACAGAGAUCCAAAUUUCUUUUCCAGUGAGCAAGGCACAACUUCCCAGAAUUCAUCUAUAUCUUACUGCCAAGAGGCAAGAGGUCCUCCUCAUUCUCAGAAUCUGUCACCUGGAAGUAGUAGUCCUCGGCCAUCUGUAAUUGGACGGACAGUUCAGCGUCCUAGGGGAGAUGGUCAAGAUUGGGAUGCAGCAUCUUCCAGUGGAAACAGUACUCAAGCAAAUGCAAACUCAAGAAUAUCACUGCACUCCCCAUUUGAUGGAGGACAUAUUGACCUGCCAGAUCUUGAAAGUGAGGACGUUUUGGAAUUACAGAUGAAACAACUUAGCCUUCCUCAAUUUUGUAUUUCCAUCUUGGAAAGUGCUAUACCUCUUCUAAGAACAGGAAGUAGGAGAGUGACAAUGGAAGUUCUUGAAUUGCUUGUUGAAGACAUGUACCUUAUUGGUGAUGCUAUUUCUGAAGAUGUUUGGGAAGAUGAUAGCCUUUUUGGAUUGGAAUUGAAGGACAAGUUGCUUAUGGUUUUUGGGUUGCUUGGAGAAACUAUAUCCUAUCACAAAACCAAUAUUAGUGCAGAGCAGCCUGAGAUGAUAUUGGUGCAUCAUAGAAUGGCAUUUAUUAGCAUAUCACUUUUCACUGUUAGACUGCUGCAAACGCUUCUGCCUGUGGAAAAGGCAAGUAAAGUUUUACCAAAGAAUUUGCUGGAUGCUUUAUUUCUUCUGUCUCUGGACAUGCCCUUCUCCUUGCAAUAUCCAAAUGUUCAUGAAUCCACUGCAGCCUAUUUGGAGCAGAUGAGUUCAGAGAACUACAGUAUUUACAAACAAGCUUCAGAAGCUGCUUAUUCGAUUGAAUGCGCUUGUAACUUUAUGACGGAAGCUCAUAAAGAGGGGGAUAAGAAUCUUUUUGAAUUAAUAGAAUUGGCAGAUCAGGCCUUAAGCAGUCUUCCUUACCAUCAGCACUUUCCUUUGCUUCAGGAAUGCAUCCACAUAUGCUCAAAUAUUUGGAAGUCUGCCCAGGCUAACCCAUUGCUUCAGGCUAAGAGUCAGAAGGUGCUUCUCUGUCUGUUGUCUCAUCCUUUGCUGAACAUAAAAACUGAAGCCUAUCGCUGCUGUUUGGAAGUGGUUAAGGACUGUUUAGGUAUUCAUAAUGUUGCUAAACCUAUGUCUUCAAUCUGCCAUGGAGUACAUUUUCUUCUUCAUCCAAAGGUUUUAUAUGAAAUUUCUACAUUUGGCCUUCAGGAAUAUAAAAAUGAGGUCAACUCUGCUGCCAAAUCUAUUCUGGUGUACCUAUUGCAGGGACGACUAGUAAUGACAGUGUUGACUUGGAACAAGUUUAUUGAGGCCCUCUAUCCCAUCAUUCCUAUUUUACAGGGUUAUGCUGAUGCAAAAGAUAAGUUAGGUAACUGCAUCCUCACUUUGAGUGAAACAACCUCUGACAAAGGAGACGGUAUUCUCCCUAGAGGUACUAGACUACGGGCAGCUCUGCGUCUUCUUUUCUCAAAAAAGCAGUUGGUUCGUUCUGAAGCACUUAAACAUUUAUCAUUUCAUCUUUUGAAUGAAGAAGGGGCCAGCCUGAAACGCCCACAUCUGCAUGAUAGUAUGUUGUCGAGCAUUUCAAACUUGUUUAUUAUAGAAAGAGCUAUUGAGCUGAAAUUGGAUGAUAAAACAGAGUCAUUAUUUAAGGCAGAAACUGUUGAAAAACUAUAUGGUAUCUUGACUUCUGAUGCUGUUGACUUAGUUUUACGAAAGUCUGCAGCCGAACAGCUGGCUAUAAUUUUGCAAGAGACCAAAAUGCAUGAUACAGUGAAAAAGUUGGGUGUGAUAGAAAAGAUUUUGGCUUACCUCAAUGAAUGUGUACAUCUGGAUGGCAAGGUCAUGGAAUGCAUAGUGUUACCAUGUUUAACACUUUUACGGAAACUUGUAUAUGCUGAUCCAGUUGUUCGUUUGUCCCUGGCACAGCAGUCACCCUUCCUGCUAGUGCUAUUCAGAGUUUCCCUGAUAUUCCAAAAUGAUUGUGCUGUUCUAACUGAAACUACAGUAUUGCUUUGUCUUCUGCUGUUUGAUGAAGUAGCAAGACAAGAAACAUGGUAUGAAAAACAACAUAAUGAUACUGACUUCCCUUCUUUCAGUUUGCCUGUUGCUGUUGUUAGACGGUAUCAUCUUCCAGUCAGAAUUACUGCUCAUCAUGCUGUUAGCCCCAAUUCUGUUGUUAUGCCAUUGUCUUCUGACUGCCUAGCAAUGAAGCCUGUGUCAGACAUGCUUAAGAUAGCUUGGAAUCUAUCAUGGUAUCAUGGAAUUGAAAACCUUUUGCAACUGGUAAACUAUGAGAAGGAAGCAGAAAUUUUUUUACACCCACUAAAACUGACCUCAGAAGACAUUCUUAUACUGAAGAUAACACAUGCAAGCUAUGGACUGCAGGAAUGUAUUAAUUCAAUCAUUCAGGCGGUAUCCCACAGGGAUGUUAGGGCUGCUAUCAUGAGGCUAAAUUUUUAUGUUCUGAAUGACAGACUUGCUUUAAAAUACAACUCUGGGCCUUGUGAAAACACUUCGAAGAGCUUUGUUUGUCAUAGAGCAUUAAACAGGUUUCUGCAAGUGCUUCCAGCUUCUAUUGAGGAUGAGAAGCUUCUGGUAGAUGUCCUGAAUUUUCUAAACAAAUUACUUAGAGAGCAGAGAGCAAGUUUGGAAACAGACCAUCUAAAGUGGAUGCUGAAAACAUUACAUAAGAAUAAGCCAAAUUCACUCUUGGACCUCCUGGUACGACCAGAAUCCCAAGUGCAGGAUACAGUAGAUGAAAUACAGACGGCUAUCAGGCAGAAACUGGAUAAAGAACUCAUUCGUCUUUUUAACACAUUAUUACUGUUUUGCUCCAUGUCAGUGACUGACAGAGAGGGCUCGGAACUUGCGGGCUCUUUCAGGACAGAGCUGGCUCUGAAGCUGCUACAAUGCUUAAGGCUAACAGAUGCACCACACUUUUAUGGACUUCCUUCACUGGAAAGAAUACUACGAGGAAUGGUUCACGUUACUGCACUUCCAGACUGGAGUACCUAUUCUGCUACAGUUGAACCUAUCACAAUUUGUAAGAAAUAUUUAACAGGUCUUCUUGAAGUCAUUUCAUCAUUUUAUGUUGAAUGGGGAGGAAAUGCUAUGUCGUUCAUGGGAAAAGGUGUUACGAAAAGCACAGUUCUUUGCCUGCUUCACUUGUCGCAUGAAAUGAUGGCUCAAUCCAAGGAUACAGAUUGGGUAUCGCUUUGGUCCUUGCCUUAUGAUAACAAUGAAGAGCAAGUUCCUUCUCAGCUAGGUCUGGCUUGGCUGGUUCCUUUAUGGGUAGAUAGAGACCCUGAGGUCAGAUUUACCUCACUUGGAAUAGGAUCUGCUCUUACAUCUCUUGAAGUAGGAUGUACUGCUUUAGCAGAAAGCUGUCAGAACAUUUCAGGAGGACUAUGGGGAACAGUGUUAAAUAUCCUUCUGGACCAAUCUGAAUGUAGCAUGGUGCGCAGGGAGGCUGCUUUUAUUCUACAGAAUCUCCUUGUGAUUCCAAUUCCUAAUGAAGAUGUGAAAGAUUGUGCUUGGCAAGGACCCUGUGUACAUGAUGAAGAGUCUGGUCUCUCUCAGAUAGGAAAACCUGCACUUCAGGCCCUUUUGUAUCACUGCCACUUCUAUGAACAUUUGAAUCAGAUGGUGAAGCACUGUUAUCUAGGACGUUAUAUGUUUGAUUUGAAUUGUUCCAGGGAAGACAACCUGUUCAUAGAAAAAAGUGCUGUAACAGAUUUUGAUGAUUCACUUAAUCUUUGGAAGGUUCCAUCCACUCAAAGCCAGUCUUCACAUUCUCUGUCAACAUCUGAUACUAUGAUUCUGUCUGCAUCACCAUCACUGGGGAGUGUUGCUGAGCUUCAAGCAAAAGUCCCAACAUAUUUGACCAGUUCUAUUCCUGAAACUGCAGUUGAUAGGCUUAUGGCUCAAGGUCAGAGUGAUACUACCACAACAUCAUCUCCGAGUCAGCAUGGUUCUCCCAUGUCUGUUGCACUGUCUAAACAGUGUGCUGUAGUCACACCCUCUCUCUUGUCAGCGGUUUGUAGCCUUCUGCAUAAUCUGCUUAUUGUCACUCCAAAAGAUACUGGAAUUGCUCUUCAACAAGCACACUUGCUAACAGCUCUCAGCAGUCUUGUAAAUGCUAAUCUAGUCAAGAGAUGUAUCCUGGAACUGAAAGCUCCUUUGGGUUAUCCGUGUCAUGUGGAACAUGUAAAAGUUCAGGUGUUACUGCUACUUCAGUACUUAUCAUCUGUGUCCAGGCUUCUGAAAGCAUGCUUAUGGGUGGACUGUCAGCUUGUAAUCCAGGAUGAACUGUUGAAACCUCUUCUGGGAAAUAGCUUCAUGAUUCUCUCCAUUCGCUCUGAGGAUGGGCUUGAUGCUGAGUUAACAUCUGCACUUCAUGAAACAUGGAUAGACUACUUCAAUCUUCUAGCUACAUUAUUGUGGAAAAGUGGCCAAAUAUCUUUUCCAUCUGUGACAGCAGCUCUUGCAAAUCAUUGGACAGCAGUAAUUGAUACCAUUUGUGAUUGUAUUAAUCUGUCAGCCACACCUCCUGCUUUAUAUAUGGCUAGUUUACAGUUCCUCUCUGCCCUUUUGACUGAAGAAGGAAAAAGACAUCUCCGAGAUAAACAGAGCGUAUGCCAGAAUCCAACUGUUAGCUUUCUUCUAGAUGAAGCUGAAGGAUGUCAGGCAUCAGUAACUCAACUUACUGGAUUAAUAAUUCAGGUCUAUGAAAGAAAAUCUUCAAAGGAUGUCCUGAAACAAGCUGCUACAAGUGCAUUACUGUCCCUGUUAGCUGUCAGCAAAAAUGCCCAGAAAUGUGCUUUAGAAGCUGACCUAGUAAACAGCUGUGUAGAGCAGAUGAAACAUAUUCAUGCACAGAUGAAUUUGGAUUCCCUGAAGCCUGGUAAAACACAGAAAAAAAAGGAGGAUAGCCUUAUCAAGCAGUUAAAGUGUGCUAUGCAGCUCCUCAGAAACUGCCUCUUUCAAAAUGAAGAAUGCAAAAUGGCAGCACUCAAAGCUCAUCUUGUUCCUGUUCUGCAUUCACUGUGGCCAUGGUUUUUACUAGAUGAUUCCUCGAUGCAAAUAGCUCUGCAUUUGCUUUGUGUCUACACUGCAAACUAUCCUGCAGGUUGUGGUUCACUUUGUUGGGCAAGUGGUGGACAACCACUGCUUCCAUCUGUACGGAGUGCAACUGGGAAUUCGUUAAUGCAUAACAUCAUGAAAUUGGCUACCCAAAUAUUGAAUGAGAGCAGUCCAAUUCAGCAGACGGUCUUUUGUCUUCUUUCUAAUCUUGCUCUAUCUCAUGACUGUAAAGGCAUUAUUCAGAAGAGUAACUUCCUGCAGAACUUUGUGUCUCUGUCAUUGCCAAAAGGAAGUCAUAAAAAUGUUAGUAAUGUGUCUACUCUUUGGCUAAAGCUGCUACUGAAUAUAUCUUUGGGAGAAGAUGGACAGCAGAUGAUUUUGAAGAUAAAUGGUACUUUAGACCAGAUUGUGGAGAUGUGUAAAUACAAACACAAGAGCAAUCAACAUAUAGCACUACUUAUUCUACAUAACAUUUGUUUUAGUCCAGCUAAUAAACCCAAAAUAUUAGCUAAUGAUAAUGCUAUCACUGUGCUAACUACCUGUUUGGAAAGUGAUAGCCUUGAUGUUCAGAGAAUUGGAGCAGCUUCACUUUGGGCUUUGCUUCACAACUGUCAGAAGGCAAAAGUAACUUUGAAGAAUCCAUCAAUAAGGAGGAGAAUAGAUGAAGCUUAUUCUUUAGUGAAGAAAACUACUCCACAGCCAGAAGGAAAUCAGCUAAACGCAUACCACUUAAAAUGCUUAGAGAACGUAAUACAACUCCUCGAUUGUUAAUGAUUAUCAGAUGACUUCUUAUUUUGAAAUUGGAGAGCUUGCUUAAGAGGAGACUGGAAUUUAAAGAAAAAAUUCUAAUCCUUGAAUUUAUGACAGCAGUAUACUAUGCAAGAUAUUUAUGAAGUCUUUGAGGAAGGAGCUGAUCAUCUUGAACCAAAGAAUUGCAUUAAAUGUGAUUGAAACUAUUUGUAUUGUAAUCCCAAUGGGAAGUUAUAAUGGUACUAUGUAUAGUA
Rhea pennata is the source of this 6939-nucleotide messenger RNA. RefSeq names its product rotatin (gene RTTN). NCBI's taxonomy places the organism in Eukaryota, Metazoa, Chordata, Aves, Rheiformes, Rheidae. Gene Ontology annotation, cellular component: ciliary basal body; centrosome; centriole. Bases 11 to 6706 code for a protein of 2231 amino acids. The transcript is spliced from 49 exons. Gene Ontology annotation, biological process: centriole-centriole cohesion; ciliary basal body organization; centriole replication. The record is from RefSeq and is a predicted model, not a curated record.